Messenger RNA from Cantharellus anzutake, 2921 nucleotides. RefSeq lists its product as uncharacterized. Gene Ontology annotation, biological process: protein polyubiquitination. The transcript is spliced from 4 exons. Gene Ontology annotation, molecular function: metal ion binding; ubiquitin protein ligase activity. Lineage: Eukaryota; Fungi; Basidiomycota; Agaricomycetes; Cantharellales; Hydnaceae. Bases 127 to 2529 code for a protein of 800 amino acids. The record is from RefSeq and is a predicted model, not a curated record.
CGGUCAAUUCAAUCGACGGAAACAGGCGGAAACGUUUCUUGUUUAUAGUUGGAAGCGGGCAUAAGUCCAAAACGAGAGAUUUUGCAAAGUCGCCCGUCAUUCAUUAACCGUCCUUGAAUCCUCAAAAUGGCGAGGCAACCCAGCGACGCCGAUCGCUCCAGGCCUGGCGACACAAUCACUGAUCAUGAUGCAGAGUAUCGGGAGAAUGCAAAGGGGUCGAAACCUCUCAAAGCGAAAGAUCUAAGCCAUGUUCCUUGCAAGUUCCAUAGACAAGGGGCGUGCACUGCAGGAGCCUCGUGCCCAUUCUCCCACAUCGCAGCUGAGCCCGGCCAACAGAAGGGUAUCUGCCAGUGGUAUAUCAAAGGCAACUGCAAGUUUGCCCACAAGUGCGCACUCGCUCAUGUGCUGCCUGGUCAACCACUGUCAAUGGACCGCAAGAAUAAGCGUGCCGAGCAACAAGCCAGAGCAGCAGAGGCAGCGGCAGCGGCAGUGGCGGCAGCCUCGUCCACCGACCCAGAGACCAGUGCACAAGAGGUUAAACGCGCAGAUACGAACGAGAAACGUUACGCAUCGAAGGCGACGGGAGACUCCUUGAGCUCAAUACAUUCAGGCUCAACUUUGGGUUUGAGAGGAAGCGCAUCUUCGAGACCCCCCAUGAUGAUCGGGAAGGCGACCGCAACCGUGUCGACUUCUCAGAUGGAGUCUCCGUUACAUGACACCCACCUCUCUCGCCCUGGUGAGGAAACGCGACGUUCGUCACUUGCCUCAACAUCUUUCGCGGCUGUUGCUAGUGCUGGACUGACGCGAACGUCCAACCUGACUCAGCAACUGGAGAACUCGGGCCUUGGCCCCGCCGCAUCCAACUCGCCUUCCAACAACACCCUCGAAGAGCCUCAUUCUCCCGUUCCCGUGAGGUAUCCAUCCGCCACGGUCGCGUCCUUGGAGAACAAUGCCAAUGUUUCGCCCGAACGGAGGCGUUCGCCCAUCCCCGAAUCCCAAACUCGUCCUAAUGCCCGCGCAGUCGCGUCUGACCUUGGCUUCGGUCCAAUUGGUUCACCGCCGCAGUCCUCCAGUCUAUCUGCUCGUCUUAAUUAUCCUGGAUCGCCACAGGCCCAGGCACAUUCCCCUCCUGGGGGUAUCUCAUUAACGCGUGGACGGCAUCUCAAUGGGCUAUCUCCAGCUACACCCCCGAAGACGAACGCAUUCAAUUUCGAUCCUUCGGCGCCUGGUGGCUUCAGCACCUCACCCUUCUCACCGGGCUCGGCUUCCCUGUACGUUCCUUUUGGAGGCUCUGUGCCAUCGAGACCCAUCGCACCUCUGACUUCAAUAGAGCCUGAGUCCAGCGGCAGUCGUGGUUUGUGGGGGGAGGCGACGCACAGAGGAUCGCUGCCUGCAUCUGCACUGCUCGCGACCAUGUCCGCCAACGAUGUUGCUGUCAGUAAUCAGGUCAUGGUGGAUGACGACGCAGAGGAAUUCCUGCCACAUGACUUGCUUAGCGACGAGGAGAAGGUUCAUCGCGAAGUUAGGGGCCGCGCGGGAUCGCGACCUCAUUUCGGUGAUUCGCAACCACGCUUUGUCAGUUCUGUGCCCGCAACUGGAUUGUUGGGUCAACUGCACGCUGGUGGGUUAUGGAAUGAGAAGACGGAGAGACCAGAGGACGCUACGCCUCAAUAUCUGAAUGGUGGUCGAAAUCCACCCGCGUCCCGUAACAAUGACUUUGUUGCAGUUGGUGGUGGAAAUGCCCCCUCUCCAUCCCUGCUUGGCACUUCGAAUGCCUCAGCAGCAUUCCUUUCCGCCCAUCUACAUCGCUCAAAUGGUGGUACGCAGGAUAUAUAUCCUUACGGCCUAAAUGUCAAUCAAUCCGAAAAUCGCGAUGCCCUUCCUCACACAGCGGUUGACUUUGCGAUGUCGCCACCACGAGCUAGCAUGCUAUCUAACACCAAAUCAAGCGGAUUAUACUACCCAAACGACGGCUACCUUUCUUCACAACAGGCCGCCCGCCCUCUGGACAGUGGUUUGUCCCAUGGUCAGAUGGCACUCUCUCCGUCCUCAAGGGCGCUACGUUCCCACGAACCAGGACAGAGUCUUCCUCAAGGUCUAGCUGCGGGACUCAGCCGUCUACAUCUCGUCCCAGCUGCUAACCUGGUCAGUCCCCCCCUGAUGUCGGGGUCCAUGACUGGAAGCCCGCGUGAAGGGCUUGCUCAGCAAGAUGAUUGGCUCAAGAGUAUCAGCACAGAACUGAGAUCGCCACCUGGAGGAACGGGUGGAAGUGUCGGUUCUACCGGGGUUCUCUCGCCUCCUCGCCUUUCUGCUCUCCAUAAUGCCUUCGGGGGUCAAGGUGCAGGUGGGUCCGCUGGGAUUGGACAACUAAACGGAGGUAUCGAAGCCACGUUCGGUUAUUCCGGAGUUCCGGCAGCAGCUGCCCAUGGCAUGCAACAUCCGUGGGGCACGCACAAUGUUCCGAGUCCCUUAUCGAGGACUGUGCACACUGGCCACGACGACACGUUGUUUGAGAUGGAUGAUGCCUGAUGAUCUUUACGCUUUGCGCUUGCCAAAAGUAUCAUUUUGGUCUGUUAAUGUAUGGACUCACAAAAUGUGUCAACACACGCAUGCCACCCUUGCACAAAGUUUCGCGCGUUCGAACUGCGGCUGGGAGAUACCAUCGACUGAACUCUUUACGUAUUUUAUCAUCCGCUGUACAACGUUAAUGUUUGCUCUGCCUUUCAUAGUGUUGAUCGCCAAUAGUCACAUCCCAGCCCAUUUACUCGCAGUGUACAAUUAGGUGGAUAUUUGGAAAUGUACGAGAGAAUACCAUUUCGUAGAAACCAAAGGACCAUAUGGGUGGAUGAGAGUCUGAUUAAUUCAUGGCAUGUCUCAUACAUUGCAUAAUCCAUGGUGAUAUGGCAGUGAACCGAUCAGAA